AUGGCGGUGGAGCUGUGCAGAGUUCAUCCACUCGUUCCAGAUGUGAAGGCCACUAACUUCAGUGGGGGGCAGCACAGAAGCCAAACACAGCGAGUGGAGGAGAGCAAGAGUUGUGCUGCCUCUAUCCCCAGCACCGGUGCCCGCAGCCUGGUGUCUGAUCCACAGCGCUGGACAGGGAGCCACUGGGGGUCAAAUCAGAAGAGACUUCCUGAGGCUGUGGGAGCCAAGAGGAGGAGAGGGGACGUAAGACAGAGCCUGGUCCUCCCUCUCCUGAAGGACUCAACGCUCUUGAGCAACCCUGCCUUUGACACUCCCCAUGGGCCCCAGGAGAGGCCAAGAUGUUGUCAGGGAGAUGGAGAAACCAUUUCUUCACCUUCAGGAGACUUCCCGCUCCCACUGCCCAGCAAUCCCGUGAGGCAACAGCAGGGGCUGAGGCAAGUCCAGCUCACAGCCGGGGAGGAGAUCAGGGAUGGGGCAGGUCAGGGAGGAGUAUGCUUGGGCCAUUGCAUCAGGCCCAGGAGGGACAUAAAGGAUGGUCCUGCAUGCUGGGAGGAGACCGACUUGGGGACCAUGGAGACUCAGAGGGCCAGCCUUGCCCUGGGGCGGUGGCCACUGUGGCUACUGCUGCUGGGACUAGUGGUGCCCUCGGCCAGCGCCCAGGCCCUCAGCUACAGGGAAGCUGUGCUCCGUGCUGUGGAUCGCCUCAACGAGCGGUCCUCAGAAGCUAAUCUCUACCGCCUCCUGGAGCUGGACCCACUUCCCAAGGCCGACGAGGACCCGGACACCCCGAAGCCUGUAAGCUUCACGGUGAAGGAGACCGUGUGCUCCAGGACGACCCAGCAGCCCCCAGAGCAGUGUGACUUCAAGGAGAAUGGGCUGGUGAAACAGUGUGUGGGGACAGUCACCCUGGACCAGUCCAAGGACCAAUUUGACAUAAACUGUAAUGAGCUUCAGAGUGUCAGGAGAUUUCGCUUACCAUUCUUCCCCAGGAGGGGGUCACUGCAGAGGCUCCCUCCACCAAUAUUCCCCCCUGGACGGUUCCCUCCACCAAUUUUCCCCCCUGGACAGUUCCCUCCACCAAUUUUCCCUCCUCCAGGGUUCCCUCCACCAAUAUUACCCCCGCCACCAUUUCCAUUCCCCACGCCACGGUUUCCAUUCCCACCGCCAAGGUUUCCUGGUAGACGGUGAACAACA
Balaenoptera ricei (Rice's whale) is the source of this 1194-nucleotide messenger RNA. Its product is annotated as prophenin-2-like. Gene Ontology annotation, cellular component: extracellular region. The record is from RefSeq and is a predicted model, not a curated record. Lineage: Eukaryota; Metazoa; Chordata; Mammalia; Artiodactyla; Balaenopteridae. Gene Ontology annotation, molecular function: lipopolysaccharide binding. Gene Ontology annotation, biological process: antimicrobial humoral immune response mediated by antimicrobial peptide; defense response to Gram-negative bacterium; innate immune response.